Messenger RNA from Knipowitschia caucasica, 2772 nucleotides. The record is from the annotation of a GenBank genome assembly. Lineage: Eukaryota; Metazoa; Chordata; Actinopteri; Gobiiformes; Gobiidae.
AUGUGGAAUGGAGAAGAAAGUCCUUUCAAGCCAAAGUAUGAGGCCGAGGAGCGUUUUCCCGUGAGGAACGUGAGAGUGGAUCUGCCUCCGCUCUUUGCUGGAGAUGAUAGCCAAAGUUUUCUCGGCUGGGUGAGACAGCUGGAGGUGGCCAUCCAGGCUACUGUGGGCACCGGUUCGGACUGUGAUGAAGAACUUGUUCGUAUCUUGCCCACUCGUUUAUGCAAGUCAGCGUUUCUCCUGUGGGACAGCCUUCCGGAUAGAGUGAAGCAUGAUUAUUCUGCCGUGAAAGAGAAGCUCGCUGGCGCAUUUGGACAGAGACAGUUUAUGGACCGCUUCAGAGCCACCCUCUCGGCUCGUCCCCGUGGUGCGGGCGAGAGCUUGGAAGUCUACGCAGCGGAUGUGAGUCGCCUGGUGGCGGAGGCUUUCCCGGACUAUGGGGUCGUGGCGCGCAGAGAGAAGUUUCGGCGCUUCCUCGCAGGUCUGGAUCCAGCGUUGAAGAGCAAGUGUUUGGAGCAAGGCGCCACUGAUUUAGAAGAGGCGCUGACUAUCGCGGAAAGAUGCGAAAACGCUAGAGAGGCGCUACAGAGGGACUGUGUGAGUAACUAUCCGUUCAAUCCCCAUGUUGCUGAGUCCAGAGCUGUGGUUCAGGCUGUUACGUCCAAUGACAGUUUAUAUAAGGCUGUGGAUCAAUUAAGCCAGGAGAUGCAUGCUAUGAGGAUGGAAAUGAAGAGUGUUUAUGAAGAAAAUCAGAGACUCAGGAACAGUGAUAUGGGCCAGAGGCAGUUCGUGGGGCGCCGGUCUGGUUUUGGGGGACGUUGUGAGUGCACCUGCGGUGAGCCUGGCUGUCAAGGAAGGCCAGUCUCCCGAGUUCCGUCCACCACGAAGCAGGAGUCCCAGCCCCGGAUGGCGUGCCCGUCGUUAGGAAGGAUCCUGGAGGCGUGGUGUUCAUUUCCAGCAGCAGAGUUCUCCCAGGGAUCCCGAGCAUCAGGGAAACUUCCAGUAGCUGGUGUUAUGGCCCAAACACCGGCUUUUCCUCGGGAGGGCCCAAUGUUCACAGAUGAUGUAGAUGUGGGGUUGGAAAAAUACCCUACUGCCUACGUCCGGGGGGUCAUUGAAGGGGUGGAAGCGUCAGUGUUGGUUGACUCUGGGGCUUCUGUGUCUUUAAUUAGUUCCGAUUUCCGUAUGGCGGUUCCCACACUGCGCGGACGGCCAUUGAAGAAGGACUUUAUUGGCUCACGGGCAGUAAAUGGACAGACACUAGACACACUGGGCACUGUAGACGUGUCUCUUCACUUGGGCCGGGCCUCUUGGCGGCACACUUUUCAUGUGCUGAGGGAGUCUACUCAGGCGGUCCUAUUGGGGUUGGACUUUCUGGCAGUGAACAGGGCGUUGCUCGACCUGGGGCGGGGGGUUUUGGAGAUCGGUGAUACGUGCCUCCCCUUGCUUUACCAGGCUCAGCUUGUCCCUGAGUGCUGCAAUGUAUUUCUGGCCGAUGGUGUGAUUAUACCUCCCUUAAGUGAGGCUUUGGUGCCAGUUCAUGUGCGUCCACCGGGUGGUGCUAACAGGCCAGUAACUGACUUUGAGGGCUACUUGGAACCAAAUGUCCCUGAUUCGGCUGGUUUAGUCGUAGCUCAUACCGUGGCUAAUGUGAAGAAUGGGGUUACUGUUGCGCGUGUUCUCAAUCCCUCUGGGAAAGCAGUGGAGCUCAAGCAAGGGCUGCACAUAGGGGAAUUUUAUCCUAUUCACGAGGUUGGUGCACCAUCGGUGGUGCCCACUUCACAUAAAUCUUCUGUCCCGUGUAUGGUCACAGACUCUCCAGUCAACGAGCGACAGAGGGCUGAAUUACAGGAGCUUUUGAGUCGUUUUAGUAACGUGUUUAGUACCCCAGAUGGGAACACUGGGAAGUGCUCUUUAAUCCAACACCACAUUCGCACUGGUGAUAACCCCCCAAUUAAGCAGCGGGCAUAUCGGACGUCUCCUGAGAAAAGGGCAGAGAUUGAGCGUCAGGUGGGUCAGCUACUGGCAGAUGGCCUGGUGGAGGAGAGCUUCAGUCCCUGGGCCUCACCAGUCGUGCUCGUCAAGAAAAAAGGGGAUGCGUUGUCCCGCCGCCCUGCUGAGGCCACAGCUCCUGCCAUUGACUGUGUGAAUGUGAUUGAUGUUGGGGGGGCGAAUAGUCAUGACCAGGCUAGGGAGUCGUUACCCUCCUCUCCAGUGUACUCUCUCUGCUGUGAUGAGGCCAGGUUGCGGUCCCUGCAGCAGGAUGACCCAGACAUCAGGGUAGUGCUCGGGUGGUUAGAGAGGGGAGGAGUUAAAAGGUUGGAGUUUGCAUUUGGUGCGACCAGGCUUCAUGCAUUGGAGGCCUCUGAGAGACAAAAACUUUACCAUGACCAGACAGUGUGUCAUCGGCCGUACGGUGUUGGAGCGUUGGUGUGGCUGAACAAUCCAACGGAGAGCCGUACUAAAUUAGCGCCGCAUUGGAGGGGCCCGUACCAGGUGGUGCAGGUAUUCUCGUCAGGGGGUGAACCAGCUCUGACCUAUGACAUCAUUAAUCCGCUGGAUACUCAGAAGCGGAGUCAGGUGGUUCAUCAUGACAGACUCAAACCAUACACUCUGCCGCUCCCUGCUCGGUCCCCUGCAAGUCGGGUUGUCGCAUCGGACCCUUUCUUGCAUGGAGGGGAGGCAAGUUUGGAGCCAGCGCUGGCCCAGCCGCAGCAGUCUCGGUCGGGACGUCUUGUUAAAGCCCCUUCACACCUCAAGGACUUUGUAGUUUGA